CGAUUCCCAUCCCUUAAGUGAAACCCGGUAAAAAUCUCUUUACAUUUCAAAAUUUCCCAGUCAAAUAUUACAUAAAUCAGGUUUUUGCUAAUUUGAAAAUUUGGAAAUCUCAGAAUAUUCUGGAGACCAUAUGCGCAUCGUAAACCCCAUUAAUCGAAUGUCUACUAGUGAUGGUGACCACUCUUUUGAUGUAAAGGAGCUAUUGGAGAUAAAGGCAAGAUGUAAAGAGCUUAGGAAAGAAAAAGAUACGCUGAGGGGUUCACAGGGUCAGAGCUUUGAACUGAUCAGAAAACUAGAACAGCAUGGGCAGACGUUAUCUGAGGCCCGAGAAGAAGACAAAAAUCACAUCCAGAAGCUGAAAAGUGAGCUGGAGAACUGUUCCCAAGAGAUAGAUUACCUGCAGGAUCAGCUGAAUUUGAGGAAUGAAGAGAUGGAUUCUCUAAGUAAGUGUGUAUGCAGCCUUCAGUUGAAACUUGCGAACUUUGAAAAUAUGGAAAAAGAGGUUACAAGGUUAAGGGAAGAGUUGGAAACGUCCAAUGUUGAACGCUUGUAUUUGUUGCAGCAGUUGGGAAACAAAGAGUUAGAGAUAGAGGGCUCAGCUUUGUGCAUAGAGAGACUAGAGGAGUCAAUAGCAUCUGUAGGUCUAGAGCAUCAAUUUGAAAUAGAGAGUAUGAAGCUUGAUUUGAUUGCCUCGGAGCAGAAUUAUUUCGAAGCUAAGAAAUCCCAGGAUGAAACAGAUCAAGAUAAUGCUAUGAUGAAUGAGCUUAUUCAUGACCUCGAACUUCGAAUCUAUGAUGCAGAGAAAGUUAUUGAAAGUGUAGAAAAGGAAAAUGAAAAUCUUAGGGAACAACUCCAGGCUUCUGAAUUGAAUGCCAAAACAUUUUCUGUAAAAGUAGAGGAGCUAUUUCGUGGUUGGCUAGCGAACAAUGAUGACAGUUCCCCAAGUAAAGAAGAUGACAGUGCUUCAAGCUGCUGUGGUGACAUUUUGGGCCCACUCCUUAUCAGACUGGCUACUAUAGGGCCAUCAUCAGAUGUCGACUUGACUGACAAGAUGAGGGAAAUGGCAGGUCAAAUCAAGAAUUAUGAAUCACUUGUAAAGCACCUUAAGGACGAGCUGAGAAUGGAAAAGCUAAAAGCCAAAGAAGAAGCAGAGGAUUUAGCUCAAGAAAUGGCUGAGCUGCGAUAUCAGAUGACUGGGUUGCUUGAAGAAGAACGAAAACGUCGUGCAUGUGUUGAACAAUUAUCUUUACAAAGAAUAGCUGAGCUAGAAGCACAGGUUGAAAAGGAAAGGACGAAAUCCUUCACUGAAGAAGAUCAAAGUAAAUCUGUCACCAUUUUCAGACAUGUCAGAUAAACAUAAAGACAGGUCAAAUGUUGUCAUUUCGAGCAUGUCUGCUGGUGGAGUGUGUGUUUAAGGUCUGGUAUCUAUCUUGACUUGUAUUUCUUUUGAGGUGUGUACUGAACGAAACUUAAUUUGAUUAAGAGAACGAGCUGUGCAGCACUGCCAAAGGAUUCCGAUCGGUAGUUGUAUUAUCACCUUAUCAAAUGGUGAGAUGGUGGAAAAGUCCAGUUUGCUUCAUUGUUUCCGGAAUGAGUAUAAAUGCAUUAGAAUGAGCUUUCUAUUUGCAAAAAGACUGGCAACUCUUAAUGGAAUCAAUGUUGGCUUUCAUGUGCUUGACAACUUGCUGGUUCCCAUUAGCUGCUCUCCUGCCUUUGUGGAUAUGAUUCCAGAUGAAGGGCUGGGUUAUCAGGAUUGCACAGUUUAGUUGGAUGAUGAUGCUUUUACAUACCGGCUCAUGCGGUACAGUUUUUUUUUUUUUUUUUUUUUUUUUUUUUUUUUUUUUGGGUGUACCAUGGAAGUAUUCGUGGAAAUGUAAUUUAUGCUUUUGCUUGAAAUUAUUGGGUGUGGAGUGUGGACACAGUUUGUGAUUAGUGUCCGGGAAGGUGCUGGCAGUUGCAGACUGGAACGUCCUCUACUAAGGGUGCCGUCUGAAAUUGUACAUUUUUUGAGUGAGAUCUUUGUACUACUAGUGUUCCCUAUUUGUUCUCCAUCCGAAAUCAAAUGAAACGGUCAAUAUCUAUU
Messenger RNA from Lycium ferocissimum, 2083 nucleotides. RefSeq lists its product as uncharacterized. The coding region runs from base 131 to 1354 and encodes 407 amino acids. The record is from RefSeq and is a predicted model, not a curated record. The transcript has 8 exons. NCBI's taxonomy places the organism in Eukaryota, Viridiplantae, Streptophyta, Magnoliopsida, Solanales, Solanaceae.